AUGGAGCUGCCAUUGGGCGGACCAGCGCUCCGGCACUACACCCAGAGCAGACCAAGACCUCAUCGACAAAAGCUGAAUUAUCGUCCCACCAGACUACAGGAGACCAUAAUUGAGUGUGAAAAUGAAGAUUUUGAGCUCAUGGGACGAGUUGAUGAAGGAGUUGAGGAAUUCUUUACAAAGAAAGUACUUCCCACUGAAACACUAGAAAAAGAAGAGGAUGAUGGGGAAGAAGAAGAAGAAGAAAUGAUCACAGUGCAUGAAGUGGCUCCUGCUAGCACAGGGAAGCCCAAUGCUGACACUCUACAGAUGAGAGAGUCUGUGGCUCCCCGCCGAGCACUCCGAGAAGGGAAGUCCCAGUCACUUAUCUUACUAUCUGGAUCAGCUUCUGGGGCCAGCCGGAACAAGAAACUUGAUGGCCAAAAUAGUUUUGAACAGAAACUUCAUUUAAUGCUGCAGCGUAUUGGAGUGUCUAAACCCCAGUCUGGAGAGACGCAGAACCAAGAGGGGGAAAUGAAAAAAGCAGAAUCUGAAGGUACAAUCAUUGACAAUAAGCCAGAACCACCUACUGCAAAGCCACGAACAAUGUCAGCAUCUUCAGACACUAGACAUCAACUUAGAUCCAGUGUAUCAGCCCAUGAGUCAGCAGGAAAACCUCCUCUACUUCCAAAACCAGUCAUCAAGCCUGGACCACCAACCACAUUAUCUGGACGAACCACUCCUGAGAAUGAACUAGGCCAAAUAGAAGGAAAGCCCAAUGGGCUGUUCUCAAAAGGCGCAGAGGCUGCUCCAGCUAGUCAAGUGUGGAGGCCAAAGCACCUGCAGAUAAGGGAGAGCAAGACUGCACAGCCACCAUCACUGCAGAAGCCCCUACUGAGGAGAUAG
Messenger RNA from Knipowitschia caucasica, 882 nucleotides. Lineage: Eukaryota; Metazoa; Chordata; Actinopteri; Gobiiformes; Gobiidae. The record is from the annotation of a GenBank genome assembly.